AACAACGAAUGAUAUUAGAACGAAUUAUAACAAAAAAGUAAGAUACCAGAUCGAAAAUUUACAAUCGGGAACUUCAUACCAGUUUCGCUUGAUAUUGAAAUAUCUCGAAUAUAAGGAAACUUUUACAUGGCCGACUGAUGAAAGAUUUAUUUUUUCAACACGUGGUAGCAAACGUGAUGAUAUUUCGAACACUCCUGGAAAGACAAACUAUUAUUUACUAUUGAUGUUAAGUUUUAUCAUUAUAGUUAUUAUAAUCUGCAUCUGCUAUUUUUACUGUUUAUAUCAUCGACGCAGAAAUAAUAAUAAGCAAUUUUUGUCUUCAACAAUGGCCGACAUGGAAUUAGCGAUUCUACAUGAAGUACCUUGCCAAAACACUCAAUUGAAUAUGCUUUACAGUCCUAUGUUACAUUAUAACCCGGAUGAAUAUGUGAUAACUAAAAUCGAACGUAAACAAAUUACAUUAACAAAACUUCUUGGUAGCGGCGCAUUUGGAAAAGUGUUUCAAGGAAAUGUGAAGAACUUAGAAAGAUCGGGCACAGAGAUAUCCGUUGCAAUAAAAACGCUUCAAGAAGGUGCUUCUUCCAAUGAGAAAAAGAAAUUUUUAAAAGAAGCCAAGCUUAUGAGUCACAUUCGACAUACACAUAUAUUAAGAUUGUUGGCCAUUUGUGUAGAUGGGGAUUCUCCAUUACUAGUGUUGGAAUUGAUGGAAAUUGAUCUGUUAAAAUAUUUAAAAGAUAGUCGAAAUUUGCAAGCGUCAGAUUUGCAUGCCUUGCGUUUGCAGGAUUUACUCGCCAUGUGCGAAGAUGUUGCGCGAGGCUGUUGCUACUUGGAAGAGUUGCGCUUCGUACAUAGAGAUCUUGCGUGUCGCAAUUAUUUAGUAUCUUCGAGAAAUCGCGAGAAUCGUGUCAUUAAAAUUGGAGAUUUUGGAUUAGCUAGAAAUAUGUACAAGGAUGAUUAUUAUCGCAUGAAAGGAGAAGAUCCGCUUCCUAUUCGCUGGAUGGCACCGGAAUCUUUGACAUUCGGCAUAUUUACUUCUCAAAGCAAUGUUUGGUCAUUUGGUGUUUUAAUAUAGGAAAUUACAAUGUUGGGUGAGCAACCUUAUAUUGACAAGUCUAAUGAAGAAGUGAUAAAUUAUGUACGUGCUGGAGGCAAACUGCCGAUAAAUCUUAACUAUACGUCAAUAUUGAACAAGUUGAUGCUACGUUGCUGGCGUACAGCGAGUGCUAGGCCAAAUUUCAAAUUAUGUUUGAAAAAUAUUAUAGCAUUAAGAAAGAACAUAGAAGAUGCCUUACUGAUUGUGAGUCCAGUCGACAUUAUUUAGCCGAUAUAAUUAAAUUAAUGUUUAUCUUCG
Messenger RNA from Camponotus floridanus (Florida carpenter ant), 1351 nucleotides. Its product is annotated as proto-oncogene tyrosine-protein kinase ROS-like. Gene Ontology annotation, cellular component: signaling receptor complex. The record is from RefSeq and is a predicted model, not a curated record. Gene Ontology annotation, molecular function: transmembrane receptor protein tyrosine kinase activity; ATP binding. Gene Ontology annotation, biological process: regulation of TOR signaling; protein phosphorylation; positive regulation of kinase activity. Lineage: Eukaryota; Metazoa; Arthropoda; Insecta; Hymenoptera; Formicidae. The transcript has 5 exons. Bases 224 to 1072 code for a protein of 282 amino acids.